AGCUCCAUGGUGAUGAGCUGUCCAGCAUUUCAGCAACCGGAGCCUCAGAGAGAGCUGGAAGAGGAGGAGAAGGACCGCACAGAGCUGGGCGGGGGAAAAGAGGCAGGGAAAAAGGGGACAAGGCACUGGGCGGGGAGGCAGGUCUGCAUGGCUGAGGGAGGCAGGUGAAGAAGAGGAUAAAGAAGAGAAGGGAGAUCCAGGCAUCAGACCCCCGAGCCCUGGAGAGAGGGUGGGGAAGCCCGCAGGAAGAGACUGUGGCCAGCAGCCAUGUCAUCCACUUUCAACAAUGGAGCCAGCAUUCCCUCUCCGCCAGAUGCUGCCAACGGCUUCCCCCAGCCUGGGGCCUCGGGGGCCUGGCACAGACCCGAGGAGGAGCUGCGAGUUGUGGAGCCCAGCCUGGUGAAGAAGGCCCACCGGGAGAUCCUGGAUCAUGAGAGGAAGAGGCGCGUGGAGCUCAAGUGUAUGGAGCUGCAAGAGAUGAUGGAGGAACAAGGGUAUUCUGAAGAGGAGAUCCGGCAGAAGGUGGGGACCUUCCGACAGAUGCUGAUGGAGAAGGAGGGAGUCUUGACCAGGGAGGAUCAACAUGGUCGCCACAUAGUGAUGGAAAGCCACUACUUGAUAGAAGGGGAUGCCCAGGGCCUGGAGUACUUGCCCUAUGAAGAAGACUGCCCUCUGGAGUGCGACUGUCCUGCCGACUGUUACCGGGCUGACGGUGGGCACCGAGAGUACAGGACCAAGCACUGGUCAAGCAGCUCAGCCUCACCCCCUCCCAAGAAGAAGAAGAAAAAGAAAUCAGGCCAUCGGAGGAGUCGCAAAAAGAGGAAGCUGGACUCCGAAUGCAGCUGUGGGAGCUCCUCACCCCUUCGGAAGAAGAAGAAGAAUGGAAAAAAGCAUAGACGUGACAGGUCUGACUCAGGAUCCAGGAGGAAGAGAAGACACAGGUCCCGCAGCCCCAAAAGCAAAAGAAAAGAGAAAAACAAAGAGAGAAAGAGACCCCAUAGUGAAUCUCCAUCAAGAAGGUCUCAUCGACACAGUAGCUGUAGUUCUCACAGCGCCUCCGUCUCUUCCAACUACAGCAGCUCCAAAUCACCCAGCAGACUGAGCCCCAAGCCCAGAGACGACGGCCCCAAGGCCAGUAGCCAGCGGUCCAGCAGGAGCAGAACGUCCUCUCCUUCCGGCCGCAGCCGAUCGGGGUCCCCGCACCAGAACGGCCAGCGGAGCAGGCGUCCCAGCCAGUCCCGAGGCAGCCCGUCAGACACACCACUGGAUAGGCCCGACUCGCCCGAGCCCCGAGCCCACACCAAAGCGGAGCCAGCAGCGACCACGCCGCCCCGGGGGAAGGAGGGGCGAAGCCCCGGCUCCGCCUCGCCGCAGCCCCCGGCCAGGGGAGGCCGAGGAGGCCCCGGCGGAGGAGGCUCGGGAGCCUUGACCGGAGGCGGCGGAGGCGCCUGCGGGAGCGUAGCGGGAGAAGCCAAGCACCGGCGGCGCUCGCGCUCCGCCACUUCGGCGCCGCGGCGCAAAGGACGGCGGCGGCCCCGCGGCCCGGCCCCCCGGAGCUCCCCGCGAUCUCUCAGCCGCGCGGGCUCCAGCAGCGAUUCGGACGCGUCGGCCGUCUCCCACCAGCCGGGCCCAGAACCCAGCCAAGAACGGAGCCACAGCGCCUCUGGGAAAAAAGAGAAGGAAGGUGAUGGCCGGACAAGGCACCCAGAGGGGGAAGCUACCAGGCCUCGACGGCGGUCCCGGAGUUACUCGCCCAUCCGGAAGAGACGUCGGGAUUCACCUAGUUUCAUGGAGCCUAGGCGGAUUACCAGCGCCCGGAAGCGCCCCAUCCCCUACUACCGGCCCAGCCCCUCAUCGUCGUCCUCGUCCUCCAGCUCCUGGAGCAGCCACUCCUACAGCCGCAGCCGCAGCGGGAGCCGCAGCCCAGACAGCUACAGCAGCCGCAGCGGGAGCCGCAGCCGGACCCGCAGCCCCUCCAGGACCCCCAGCCCCAGCCCCAGCUACAACAGCCGCAGCAGCUCGGAAAGCGGUGGCUUCUGAAGCCCAGAGAGACCCACGCUCCCUCUCCCCCGGAUGCCUGCUCCUUCCUACUCCCACUCAAGAGCCCCCCGGACGCAGCUGCCCCUGGUCCAAGGGACCCACUGUGAGGGGCUCGGAGGACCGGGAGGCGGGCCAGAGCCAGGAGGCAGGGGCGAGCGGGCCGUUCUCCUGUGUGGGCUGUGGGAGACUCCCCCCCCUACAUACACCUCACUCCCCACCCCCCAGCCCUUCAUAUUUCUCAUACCCCACCCCCGGGGUGGGCCCAGGUAUCUGGGCAGCCCAGGCCAAAAGCCCCUCGAGGCCAAAUUCUCCCACUGCAUCCAUCCCUGACCCCUCCCACCAGCACCAGUCGGGGGGCAGAGAGAAAACCUCCAGAGGGAUGGAGACUCGGGCCCCAGGCGGGGAGUGUCCUGUGGGCCUAAGCGGGCCUAGGGAAGAUUCUCCCCCAUCCUCCGGCCUCCUUUCCUCUGACCCUGUUGUACAAGGUUGGGUUGGCAAUGGGGGGCGCUCUGUCCUCACGGGAAUGGGGCUGGUGUGCCCCAGGACUCUAGAGACCUCUGCCCAGUUUGGGCACAGGGCCUGAUGACCAAGAUCAGGAUCCUACCGCUUCCAGAAGGUGCCCUCUCCGCUCCUUGGAGCUGGGCACCAAGAGCCACUGAACACAGGAUAUGCUCAGUCUCUGCCCCUGAACCCUGUUCUGCCCUGAGCCAUCCACUCCGCAGGGAAGGGGUGUGGGAAAGAAUCUGCUUUCCUGGAGAGCCGACCCAAGGAGGCGAAGCCCCCCCUCUCCCAGAAUGUAUCCCCAGCCCCUGCCCCUCCCUGAUUGGUUGGCAGAAGAAGUGAAACCUGGCAACUUCCCGAAGCCCUCUACUCCCUUCACAUGUCCCUCCUGUCUCGAGCCUUCUUUUCUUUCCCUCAGCCUUCUGGACUUUCUUUCUUUCUUUCUUUUGGCCUUGUCUUGGGGGAGCUCAACACUUGAUGUCCAGGAAUGCUCCUGAAAAGGGGGCCUCUGGCUUCAGCUCCCAUUAGGAACACCCGGGAGAAAUGGUCCAACACUACAGUGAAUGGGACCCAGGUUCAAUGGAAGACUCCUUGACCUUUGAGCCAUGGGGCCAUUCACGGAGUGAUCCCAAGGAAGGAAAGGAGACAUGGCUCUUUUCCUAAGGUGGCUAAAAGGUCACGUACCCAAAGGCAGAAGGAUGGAGCGGCUGACCUUUCCAUCCCCCAGAAACAGGGCUGGAUAUUGGGGGCGGGGGAGGUACAAGUGACCACAUCAGGCUGACUGUUGGACUCAGGAAGGAAACCUCACCCACAAUGCCCUGUCCCUUCCCCAGGGCUGAUGUCCCCUGCCAUUAUGUAUUUCACCUGGGUUGAAAGACCCAUCAACUAAGCCUCCAGCAUGGCCCUCCUCUGAGGUAAACACACUUCCCUACCCAGACACAAGUCUCUCUCAUCUGUCGUGCCCUGGGAUCUACGUAUCUGGCCCCGAGGAGUGACUCGGAUUCCAAUGGGACUUCCAGAAGUAGUUGCUCAAAGGGAACUAGUGAACCUUCAAAGUGGGCUUUGAACUCCAGGGCCAGUAUUACAUUAAGUCGGCAACAUUACCCUCCCCCAGGAAACUAGGCUGCUAUGGGAUUUAUUUAUUAAUUAAUUUAUUUGUGUCUUAUUUAUUCUCCCCCAGGCCUUGAAGGCCGGGGCCACCCCUCUCCCUAUCCACCUUGCCAAGCCAGGUAUGGGGAUCUUUGGCUCUUGCUGCUCCUUCCCUGGGGAGAGGUUCUCUUCCUCACCACCCCUGCCCUAGGCACACAUUGCUCUGGCCCUGGUAAAGGACAAUUUUAUGGGGGGAGGGUCCUAGGGACCCCACCUCCCCACGUUCCUUCUUGAUUCCCACAAUAUCCCCUCAUCCCUUUUGUUCCCCACCCCAUUCCAGGAGCUGUGCAUCAGGGAUAUCACCAAGUCUUCCUCAGUCCAAUCAUGUCCAUCUUGGGGGAGGGUAAUCUGACCCACGAUAUGGAGAACAAGCCCGCGCCCCGUCCCCUCGGGUAGGCCAGGAUGCUGUUCUGCCUCCAUCCGUUCUGAGGUAGGACUCGGCCUGGUUUUUCCUUUCAUUUUUCUUUGAUUUCUUUCUGAUCCUGAGUCGAGGUGUAGUUUCCUUGAGAUGGUUGGAAUACAAUAAAACACAAAGUAUACACUGUC
This is a messenger RNA of Sarcophilus harrisii (Tasmanian devil), 4236 nucleotides long. RefSeq names its product serine/arginine repetitive matrix 3 (gene SRRM3). Gene Ontology annotation, molecular function: mRNA binding. The transcript is spliced from 14 exons. The coding region runs from base 268 to 2040 and encodes 590 amino acids. NCBI's taxonomy places the organism in Eukaryota, Metazoa, Chordata, Mammalia, Dasyuromorphia, Dasyuridae. The record is from RefSeq and is a predicted model, not a curated record.